Molecule: messenger RNA, 791 nt
Organism: Lolium perenne
Lineage: Eukaryota; Viridiplantae; Streptophyta; Magnoliopsida; Poales; Poaceae
Source: RefSeq, a predicted model, not a curated record
CUACUCGGUUCAUCGUCUUCCAACAAUCUCAAUUUAGAACUCGAAAGUCAACACGGGGAUAUGGCGUUGCUAUCUAGCCGUAACAAUCCCGCGGACAGCUUGACAUCUUCGCCGGUGGUGAGCGAUUUGGAGGCAAACAAGGAGGAGGAGGCUAGCCCAAACAGUCCUGCGGACAGCUCGCCGGUGAUGAGAGGAGGAGGGGCCAAUGCGACAAAAGAAGAGGCCGGAAAGGAGGAGGAGGAGGAGUUGGCUGUCACUAACCCUAAGUUGGCCAGUCUGAUCUACCACUCCUUCAAUAUUGCCUGCGUCUUGGAAGUUGUCUUUUUCUUCGGCCAUAUACUCAUAUAUCACAGGACUACUCAUGAUUGGUGGCAGGCUUUGCUUGGCGUUGCUAUAGUAUCGCCUCUAUUUAUUGCACCACUCUACGCCAUGCCCAUUCUCAGGGAUGCGUUCGUCAGGGCAUAUGCCAUGGCCCCGUGUCACAUCCAUAGUAGCGAUGACAGCAAGCCACUGAUCUCUGGGAAAGUGUAAUAACUAAUAAACCUACUCCCUCUGUCCAUGUAUACAUAAAUAUUGUCUCAAGUCAAACCAGUUUAAGCUUGGUCAAAUUUACAGGAAAAAUAUAUUAACAUGUUUACAAAAUCAUAUUUACAAAAUCAAUCAUGAAACUGCUUUCAUAAUAUAUGGUAUUCUAGACAUCGAUACUUUUUCUAUAAACUUUGUCAGACCUAAACAUGUUUGCUUAUGACAAGACUAGUUUAAAUGGAUAGAGGGAGUGCCCGGUAGUAGUA